UGAAAAUGAAUGUUUCGCAUUGUCGCAUUCGCUUCGCAAUUUUCUGAUUUUCUUCUUUUUCGUAAUUAUUUAUUACUUGACAUUGCGUUUGCGUGGUACUGUAUUAAUUUGUAUAAUGUAUCGCAAAUAAUUCUUCGUGUUAGUUAUUGUUAUUUUUUAUGAACUUUUAAUCUGGAAAAAUGUGUUCCGAUGGAACAACAGAUGAUCUCGCCGACGCUCUAGAUGAAACCAAUAGCCGAGAAGAUGACAAUUCUGUACCGUCCGAUGAGGAGAAAGUCGCCGAGGAAGAUGACGAGUAUGAUCCAGAAGACAGUAAGAAAAAGAAAAAAGGCAAAAAACGAAAAACCAAGACUGACGUGAGGAAGGAAAAAAGGCGCAAAAAGCGAAAACGUGCUGAUAGUGGAGAAGAAAGUGAUAACGCAUACGAUGCUGAAAACGGAGCAGAUUCGGAUUACGGUUCGCGUAAAUCCAGAAAAUCUAAAAGUAGUAAUUCCAAGGGUAAUUCAACUCCAACUUCAGCUUCUACAUCGACUGCAGCUGCUGCUGCUGCUGCCCCUGACACCGAUGCUACUGCUUCGGCAGAAGGCACUGCAAUGCCAUCAGUCGAAGAAGUUUGCGGUUCUUUUGGAUUGAACGAUGUUGAAAUACAGUACACAGAAGCCGAUUUUCAAAAUUUAACCACCUAUAAAUCGUUUUGCUCUCAUGUACGACCUAUUUUGGCCAAAGAAAAUCCAAAGGUACCAAUUGGAAAAAUGAUGAUGUUGAUAGCGGCCAAAUGGCGAGAUUUUUCCAGCCAAAAUCCGAAUGCCGAACGUGCUGAAUCUGACGUCAAUGAAGAACCAGAUUACACUCCGAAGCCGAGUCGAUCUCGUGCAGUAAAGACCCCAGUUUCUGAAGAAAUUCCAGACGAUGACGACGAUGACUUCGAGGAUAAAGUUAAAAAGAAACGAAGUAGUCGUAGCAGAAAAAGUUCAAGUGGCAAAAAGGGUUCCUCGGCAGCUUCCAAAGUUCCAACUCUCAAAAUCAAACUUGGUAAAAGAAGACAUGGCAGUUCUGAUGACGAAGGAGGCGGUAGCGGUGGCGGUGACGCUGCCAGCGAACGUGAUUCUGACGCUGAAUUCGAACAGAUGCUUCAAGAAGCCGAAGAAGUGAAUACCGAAAAAAAUGAAGGCGAUGCUGAUAACAGUGAAUCUCCAGCUCCUGUCAAACGCAAAGCUAAAACUAAAAUUGGAGGCAAGAAAAAGAAGAAGAAAACUAAAACAACGUCCAAAUUCCCCGAAGGCGACGGAGAUGGUUACGAAUUACAGACCGAUCACCAAGAUUAUUGCGAAGUUUGUCAACAAGGUGGUGAAAUCAUUUUGUGUGAUACUUGCCCCAGGGCUUACCAUUUAGUUUGUUUGGAUCCGGAGUUGGAAGAAGCACCGGAAGGUAAAUGGUCAUGCCCGCAUUGUGAAGGUGAAGGUGUACAAGAUAAAGACGACGAUGACGAACAUCAAGAAUUUUGCAGAGUGUGCAAAGAUGGUGGCGAACUUCUUUGUUGUGAUUCUUGUCCUUCGGCAUACCAUACGUUCUGCUUGAAUCCACCGUUGACUGUUAUUCCCGAUGGCGAUUGGAAAUGCCCGCGGUGCUCUGCCAAGCCGUUGCCAGGAAGAAUAGCUAGAAUAUUGACCUGGCGGUAUAAACCAGAUCCGGAUCAGCCUGAUGAUGCUUCGAAAAAAAAGAAUCCUCGUCACAGACAGAGAGAAUUAUUCGUUAAAUGGCACGACCAGUCGUAUUGGAAUUGCGAUUGGGUUUCCGAAGUUCAAAUGGAAGUUUUUCAUCCGAUUAUGAUUCGAACGUAUAUGCGAAAAUUCGACGUAGACGAGCCUCCAGUUGUUGAAGAAUCCUUUGAUGAUGUCGAGAAAUGUAUCAAGACAAUUAAAGAUGAAAACGGAGAAGAAAUACAACUCGCAGAGAAAUUUUACAAAUAUGGAGUCAAACCGGAGUGGUUACUGAUUCACCGUGUCCUCAAUCAUCGUAAAAUGAAAGAUGGUAGCACGCAAUACCUGGUGAAAUGGCGUGAGUUACCGUAUGACCAGGCUACCUGGGAAGAUGAAACUAGUAUAGUUCCUUCUUUCAAAAAAGCAGUUGAAUAUUAUUGGGAUUUACGAACGGCAUCCUUAGAUUCUGCUAAGAAAUCCAAGAAAGGAAAGAGCAAGAAGAAAACGAAGGAGGUUCCGGAGGUUCAAGAAGAAGAAACGGAACUAAAAUCAUCUGGAUUGUUCACCAAACGAUUUGUUGCUGCUCCUGAUAAACCUAUGACCGAUUUGAAAAAGAAAUACGAUAAACAGCCGGAUUUCAUCGCUGAAACCGGAAUGUUACUUCAUCCUUAUCAGUUGGAAGGAUUAAAUUGGCUAAGGUAUUCCUGGGGUCAAGGAAUAGAUACCAUCUUAGCUGAUGAGAUGGGUCUUGGUAAAACCAUUCAAACUAUAACGUUCCUGUAUUCUUUAUACAAAGAGGGUCAUUCUAAAGGCCCUUUUUUGGUUAGUGCUCCCUUAUCUACCAUUAUCAAUUGGGAAAGAGAAUUCGAAACUUGGGCUCCUGAUUUUUACGUCGUCACGUACAUCGGAGAUAAAGACUCGAGAGUUGUAAUUCGUGAAAAUGAAUUUUCUUUCGAAGAAGGCGCUAUACGAUCGAAUGCUGGUCGAGCUUCUAAAAUGAAGUCGUCUUCUAUUAAAUUUCAAGUAAUAUUGACCAGUUACGAAUUGAUAUGCAUCGAUGCCGCUUUAUUGGGUUCGAUUGAAUGGUCUGUAUUGGUCGUGGAUGAAGCGCAUAGAUUGAAAAGUAAUCAGUCCAAGUUUUUCAGAUUACUCGCUCAGUACAAUAUUGCCAAUAAAUUACUAUUGACUGGAACUCCUUUGCAAAAUAACCUCGAGGAGUUAUUCCACUUGUUAAAUUUCCUCACACCGGAGAAAUUCAACGACCUUUCGGCUUUCCAAAAUGAAUUCGCUGAUAUUUCUAAAGAAGAGCAAGUCAAACGUUUACACGAGAUGUUAGGUCCACAUAUGCUGCGUCGAAUGAAAGCUGAUGUGUUGAAGAGUAUGCCUUCAAAAUCCGAAUUUAUCGUUAGAGUGGAGCUUUCGCCUAUGCAAAAGAAAUACUACAAGUAUAUAUUGACUCGAAAUUUCGAAGCAUUGAAUCCUAAAGGAGGCGGUCAGCAAGUUUCAUUGCUGAAUAUUAUGAUGGAUUUGAAGAAAUGCUGUAAUCAUCCGUAUCUAUUUCCGGCCGCUGCGCAGGAAGCACCUUCUGCGCAAAAUGGAAGUUACGAAAUCCAAGCUUUGAUUAAAGCGGCCGGAAAAUUGAUUCUAUUAUCGAAAAUGCUGAAAAAACUGAACGGAACGGGGCACAGAGUACUGAUUUUCUCCCAAAUGACAAAAAUGUUGGAUAUUUUGGAAGAUUUUCUCGAAGGUGAAGGUUACAAAUAUGAAAGAAUUGACGGUUCUAUCACCGGCGCGCUGAGACAAGAAGCUAUCGAUAGAUUUAAUGCACCCGGAGCUCAACAAUUCGUAUUUUUACUUUCUACAAAAGCCGGAGGGUUAGGUAUUAAUUUAGCUACCGCUGAUACAGUCAUAAUCUAUGAUUCUGAUUGGAAUCCACACAACGAUAUACAGGCUUUCUCACGUGCUCACCGUAUUGGUCAAGCGAAUAAAGUGAUGAUCUAUCGAUUCGUAACUCGAAAUUCGGUAGAAGAAAGAGUAACGCAGGUGGCCAAACGAAAAAUGAUGUUGACUCAUUUGGUCGUACGCCCAGGAAUGGGAGGCAAACAGACGAAUUUCACGAAACAAGAAUUAGACGAUAUUUUGAGGUUUGGUACCGAAGAAUUGUUCAAAGAAGAAGAGGGUAAAGAAGACGAAGCCAUCCAUUAUGAUGAUAAAGCUGUCGAGGAAUUGCUGGACAGAUCGAGAAUGGGUCUUGAACAGAAAGAAAAUUGGUCCAACGAAUAUCUAUCUUCGUUCAAAGUUGCAAGUUACGUGACUAAAGAAGAAGAAGAAGAGGAAGAAGUAAGCACUGAAGUGAUUAAACAAGAAGCUGAAAAUACUGAUCCGGCGUAUUGGGUGAAAUUGCUACGUCAUCAUUACGAACAGCAACAAGAAGAUAUUUCUAGAACGCUUGGUAAAGGAAAACGUGUUCGAAAACAGGUUAAUUACAACGAUGGCGGAACUGUGGAUAGGGCAGAGGAUAUUACGUGGCAAGAAAAUGUAUCAGAUGAUAAUUCCGAUUUCUCUGCUCCUUCUGAUGACGACAGAGAAGACGACGAUUUCGACGAGAAAGAUGUUGGCGAAGUUCCUGGAAAACGUGGCAAACGUAAAGAAGAAAGAGAUAGACCUUUACCACCUCUGUUGGCUCGUGUCGGUGGAAAUAUCGAAGUGCUCGGAUUUAACGCUCGUCAACGUAAAGCUUUCCUUAAUGCUAUCAUGAGGUUUGGAAUGCCACCUCAAGAUUCCUUCAAAUCACAAUGGCUUGUUCGUGAUCUACGAGGUAAAUCGGAGAAAAAUUUCAAGGCUUAUGUCUCUUUAUUCAUGCGACAUCUCUGCGAACCGGGCGCUGAUAACGCAGAAACAUUCGCUGAUGGUGUUCCUCGAGAAGGACUCAGCCGUCAACAUGUUUUGACCCGGAUUGGUGUCAUGUCCCUGAUAAGAAAAAAAGUGCAAGAAUUCGAGCACAUUAACGGUUACUACAGUGUACCAGAAUUGAUUAGAAAACCAAUCGAACCGGUGAAAAAUGAAACGGCUGUGAAAGGUGAACCCGGUGUAAAAAGCGAACCAGGUGAUGAUGGUAAAAAAUUAUCUAUCACCGCGACCGAAAGUAGCACAACCAAAGAAAUCACCGAAGAAUCGAAAGAAACGAACGUACCAGCGAAUAGUGAUACCGAUAAGACUCCCGAUUCCAACGCCGCAUCUGCUACCAACGAAGCUGGAGAAAAGCCCAAAGAAAGCGACGAAAAAACCAAUAAAGAAGACGCUGCAGUUCCGAACUCAGAUGCUGAAAACGUAGCACAAGAGAAAGAUACGGAAAAGGAGAAAAAGAAAGAAGAAGAAAGCGAAGAAAAAGAUCCAGCUUCGAAGCCAGAAGAGACUGAAACAGCCUCUGCGCCUGUCAAACCGUCCGAAGAAAUCAAAGAACCGGUUAAAGAAGAAGAAAAACCACACGUGCCUACGAAAGAAGAGGAAGAAGCAGCUAAAGCCAAAAAAGAAGCCGAAGAAGCUAUGAAAAAAACGCACGAAAAAGUAAAAAUAGCUGCCGGUCUCGGUUCAGAAGAUGAGAAAACAAAUCGCAAGUUCAUGUUCAAUAUCGCAGAUGGAGGAUUCACCGAGUUACAUACAUUAUGGAUCAACGAAGAGAAAGCUGCGGUUCCUGGACGCGAAUACGAAAUUUGGCACAGACGUCAUGACUUUUGGCUUCUGGCUGGAAUCGUCGCGCAUGGUUACGGUCGAUGGCAAGAUAUUCAGAAUGAUCUGCGAUUCAAUAUCAUCAACGAACCGUUCAAAAUGGAUAUAGGCAAAGGAAACUUUUUGGAAAUCAAAAAUAAAUUCUUGGCUCGACGAUUCAAACUGUUGGAACAGGCGUUAGUGAUAGAAGAGCAGUUACGUAGAGCUGCUUAUUUGAAUUUGACUCAAGAUCCGAAUCAUCCGGCUAUGUCGUUAAAUGCACGCUUCGCCGAAGUUGAAUGUUUGGCCGAGUCCCAUCAGCAUCUUUCGAAAGAGAGUUUAGCUGGAAACAAACCAGCAAAUGCCGUAUUGCAUAAGGUCCUCAAUCAACUCGAAGAAUUGUUAUCGGAUAUGAAAUCCGAUGUGAGUCGACUACCUGCUACAUUGGCACGUAUACCACCGGUAGCUCAAAGGUUACAAAUGUCCGAACGUUCGAUUUUAUCCAGAUUAGCAGCUACUACAUCUUCAGCUACCGUUCCAUCCGGUGGAACUCAAACGAUUGGAAUUGCAAACCAGUUCCCCGGUGGUAUUGAAAAUAGUGGACAACUGGCAGGAGCUUUAGGCGGUACGAAUUUUGGAAGUUACAGACCUCAGUACUCCGUUCCUGGCCAGAAUUCAAGUUCUAGCAAAUAAGGUGAAUUUUUCACAUCACUUCAUUCAUUCCUAAUUGUUUUAUUAUUUACAUGUUGACGCAAUUCAGUUGUGUAUAGUGUAUUAAUGUUGUUCUAUUGUAAUUAUUAUUUUACCUCUUUAGGAAUUUUAUUUUUAAUUUCAAAAGACAAUUCAUUUUUUUAAAAGUAUGUGUUGUCUCAGAUCAUGUACCUACCUAUAGACAAUGUUCGGUAAUGCACAAAACAUUCUUCGUUAAAGAACAUUAGAGGCGUUUUAGUUUUAAAUUCUUGACGUCUUUUGGUUUAAGCUAAUCGUUCUGUCUUCUUGUCAUCGGGUAAAAAUCACGAUGGCAAGGUUCCCAUUUCAUGUUAUGUGUAAUUUUCCGCUCUGUUCUAUAGCUAUCUAUAUUCAAUAUUAUUACGUUUUUAUUGAUGAGUUUCUUGCCUAAGUGUUGUUUUAUUAUUAUAAAAACUUAUAUAAUUUCAUCACGGUAAUUAUAUAAUUUGAUUUGGAAAAAAAAUAAAUGAGUUUAUACGA
Messenger RNA from Planococcus citri (citrus mealybug), 6617 nucleotides. Its product is annotated as chromodomain-helicase-DNA-binding protein Mi-2 homolog. Gene Ontology annotation, biological process: negative regulation of transcription by RNA polymerase II; chromatin remodeling. NCBI's taxonomy places the organism in Eukaryota, Metazoa, Arthropoda, Insecta, Hemiptera, Pseudococcidae. The transcript has 37 exons. Gene Ontology annotation, molecular function: chromatin binding; histone binding; ATP hydrolysis activity. Gene Ontology annotation, cellular component: chromatin; nucleus. Bases 180 to 6101 code for a protein of 1973 amino acids. The record is from RefSeq and is a predicted model, not a curated record.